Messenger RNA from Gadus macrocephalus (Pacific cod), 3796 nucleotides. Its product is annotated as solute carrier family 46 member 3. The record is from RefSeq and is a predicted model, not a curated record. NCBI's taxonomy places the organism in Eukaryota, Metazoa, Chordata, Actinopteri, Gadiformes, Gadidae. The transcript has 6 exons. Gene Ontology annotation, cellular component: lysosomal membrane. Gene Ontology annotation, molecular function: transmembrane transporter activity. Gene Ontology annotation, biological process: vacuolar transmembrane transport. The coding region runs from base 169 to 1605 and encodes 478 amino acids.
GCAGGGGGUGGAGCCAAACCUUGGACACUAGUAAAUAAAUAGACACGGAGCACAAUUCAGUUGAUGAACGAGUCAUAUCGAUCAUGUAACGGUGUCUGAGGAAACUAGAAGUAUUGUGUGUAUUCAUGGUUAACAUGUGUCAAACGACUCCUUGGAUACUUCCACAAAAUGAAGGGCUUUUACCUUGUCGAGCCGAUCGUAGCCCUCUAUGCCUUUGCUGCCUUUCUGGUCUACCCUUUGAUACAGCAGUAUGUGUAUAGGCGACUCUGGCAGGAGUUGACCAACACCACCUAUCCACAUGACAACAACACAUCUCGAUGUUCGCAUAAUGACACCAGUAACCAUUCAGCCGACCAUGCGGAGGUGCAGAGGCAGGCUUCUCUCUUCUCCCUCUACACAGAGCUCUUCUCCACCGUACCGUCUCUGGUGGUCACCCUCAUCCUGGUGGCCUACAGCGACCAGAGAGGACGCAAGGUCACCAUCGUCAUGCCUCUGAUCGGCGGCCUCAUUGACAGCCUGUCCUUCCUGACCGUGUCCUACUUUGAGCUCAACAUCUACCUGCUGAUUGGAGCCUCCAUCUUCUCCUCUCUGUUCGGCAGCGUGGGAGCACUAUUGGGCGGUUGCUUCGCGUACAUCGCCGACAUGUGUGACGACGGCAGGCGGAAAACGCUGCGCAUAGCCGGCAUCGACAUGGUGAUCGGUCUGUUGUCCGGCGCCGCCGCUCUCUCCACGGGGUACUUCCUGCGAGCAGUGGGCUUCAACGUGCCCAUCCUCACGGCGGCUGUGUUCCAGGGAAUCACGCUGCUUUACGCCGUGUUCCUCCUGGAGGAAUCGGUGAAACGCACGCCGGCCGGCUACGCCGAGCCCCCCGACGGCAGCCCCCCAGCAUCCCCUCGCUGCGCGGCGAUGAGGCGGAUGUUCUUCGGGAUCUAUCGGAUGUUCGCGGCUCUCAGCCGCAGGGACAACGCUCGCCUGGUGCUGCUCAUUCUGAUCCUCGCCACCUUCAACUUCGCCUACAUAGGGGGGGUGUCCUCCGUCACCCUCUAUGAGCUCAACGAGCCGCUGUGCUGGGACGAGAUCCUCAUCGGCUACGGCACAGCGUUGUCCACCACGGUGUUCGUGGGGAGCUUCCUGGGCGUGAUGGCGUUGACGUACUGCGGCGUUCCCCAGCUGGUGAUCGUGGGCGUCGGCCUGCUCUCCGUCAUCUCUGGCUUGACCCUGUUGUCCUUUGCCAAGACCACUCUGGUCAUGUUUCUCGUGAGGAUACCCCUGCUCCUAGCUAUCAUGCCUUUCCCUGUCCUGCGUACCAUGAUGUCAAAGAUUGUCUCCACAUCCGAGCAAGGAGCUCUGUUUGGAUGCAUAGGCUUCAUGCAGAGUCUGAGUUCCAACGUAGCCUCAGCCAUCUUCAGUAGCAUCUACGCCAUCACGGUUGGUUGGUGGCCAGGCUUCAGCUUCCUGCUGGCUGCAGGCCUCUGUCUCAUCCCCGGUGUCCUCAUAGGAGUGGUGGCCCUGCUGAAGGCGGACCCGGCCCAGGAGGGAGAGGGGACUGAGGGCUUGGUCGCAGCGGAGGUGGAGCCAGGCGUGGAUGGCGCUCUACGCUCUUGAGCUGUGCUACGGCCUCGCAACGGGACCCUCUGUAGCACACACACACUGCCGCCUUAAGUUCUCAGGAAGUCAGGGUUCUCUGUUCACGGAAAUGGACAAUAACAGGAGAGCUUUGACGCUGCCCGCACAAAAUGUAGCUCGAAAACAUUCUUGAGUUUUUUUUUUUUAUAUAUUGUGAUUUUGGGAUAUAUUAGUUUCAGAUCCUUGUUUUGAAAGAUGCUUUUACCAAAGGAUCCUCGCUUUUUAAAGCGUCACAGCAAUAAAGUUGCGUGGAUGAAUGCAUGCAAUGGAUAGAUUUGUCUACGCAGAUUGACAGAUGCCCUCACAUAUAAUAGGUGAGUAAGAUACAGAAUACAAAUGGUAGAUGAUGAGUUAAGGGGCCACUAGGCGUUACAUGUUUUGUGUUUAUACAUAUAUAUGUAUAAUAUAUAUGUAUAUAUAAGUAUGUGUGUGUAUACUACUGGUAUGCCAGAAAAACAGUACACACUAUAGUAUGUGGUAUGCAGGUUUGGAUGCAGCCCACAUGUCUGAGAGUGUAGGAGGUGUCUGGUGGACUGUACCAACUACUAAAAUGGAGUUGCUCGAUCCAUCGUACAUCUGAGUGGACUCUACCACAUGUGAUCUCACGAAGGGAUAUGUUUUGAAAUGAGGUAGAACAAAUUAAUUCAUCAAUGUUUCAAUGAAUUACUAAAUUACAAAAGUAGUACACUUGAUAAUGUAAACCAAAACAUUAUAUUUCCCCUGGGUGUUUUUGUAUUCAUGACUGCAACUACAUCAUAUUUAAGCAUAGCACAUAGUAACAUAUAAAGGGAAAUUGAGACCAAUCUCAGGAAAGGAAUGGGGUAAAACCCCAGGUCGAAAACUAAAAAAGCACAUUUGUGUUGGAAAUUUGCCUCUUGUUACAUAUAUAUGCAUUUUAUGUAAAUCUGUUUUUAUAAAUAUAUUGAUUGCUAUAGAAUUUAAAUAAAAAUUUAUGAACUAUAACGUUGAAAUAAGAACUGGAAACAUUUUGGUUGAAAGUUGUUAAAUGGUCCAAUUUUAAAUGUGAUCUUUGCACCUGUGUAUGUUAGACAUCGCCUUUCAAGUAAGAACACAAUUUAAAGUCACAAGUUAUGCGUCAAUGGCCAGUCUAUUUGCAAUAGGUAUAUGUCACUUCAAUAUUGACCGCCAGAUGUCACUGUUGGUUAAGGCUUUACAACGGCACUUCUCUUGUGGGUUGCGACGUUCCCAAAGUUGCUGCAAUACUAAUUCUGGAUGACACAAUGACCAUUUCAGUGGGGUCCAAAACCCCGCCCAUUAACUUGGCUCUUAGAACUGUUUGUAGUAUCAAAGUUUCAACAAAUUGCGAACAAGAUUCCCCCCCUCAAUUUUUUUUUAUUUUUAUACAAUUAUAACAAUAUGGUAACGAAAAAUGGAUUACAGUGAUGAUAGUUGCAGGCGUUGUCAACAGGAGGAUGCUUUAAAUUCUCCUUAUUAUAAAAGGUCAAAGUCCUUCAACAAGACACUAUUACGUUAGAAUAUUAAACCAGUAAAUACUAUGCAUGCAUCAAGGAACAGUUGAACAAGUGUUUGAACUAAGGUUAACUCCAAUCGAUCUGUAGUUCCAUGGUCUUCUUAGGGGAGGUAGGCCCAUCCCACAAUUCACCCUAAGAAUCCACUAGGGUAAACAACAUAAUUUAGUGGAGGAAGCGAACAUAGACUAGUCCUACCUCUCAAUAACUUCACAGGAAGCUCUAUGUUUGACAUUCAUUUUGCAUUGCUUUAGUAACAAUGAAUGGUAUAACAAUAUCAGGGGACUUAAUUGGCUUGUUUUCAUCUUACUAAAUGAGUAUAGGCUUCUUUGCUUCAUAGGGUGUUCAGAAUAUACAAACACUCCUCCCUGUGAUAAUAUGACAACAAUUGUUGUGACAGUGGGGAACAAAAAUAAUGUCAAUAAGAGUAUUGAGGAAGUAAAAAUGAUGGUUCAAGUAAAAAUGAUGGUCCGCCACUUGUAUCAGACUCAAUUGUACACCAUGCAUGUUCACCAGCAGUGCGAAUACCCUACGAUUGUUUGAGGGUUUUCCUAAACUGAAUGUGUGUAUCUAUCACAUUAUGUUUAUUUCUUGAAAUCUAAAAGUGUCAAAGUGUGUCCCAAUCCUUUUUCAGUUCUGCAAAUGGAUAUAAUAAAACAUCCAACAAUAGCGUUUUUUUU